Messenger RNA from Lepisosteus oculatus (spotted gar), 1723 nucleotides. It is a transcript of the gene ifnphi1, whose product is annotated as interferon phi 1. Gene Ontology annotation, cellular component: extracellular region. NCBI's taxonomy places the organism in Eukaryota, Metazoa, Chordata, Actinopteri, Semionotiformes, Lepisosteidae. The record is from RefSeq and is a predicted model, not a curated record. Gene Ontology annotation, molecular function: cytokine receptor binding. Gene Ontology annotation, biological process: defense response.
CGGGACUCCCCGCUUUUCGCUUUCCUUCUGCUCGAGCCGAGUUUCACUCCGCUCCGCCGGAGAGUUUCAGCAAGACGGAGAUCGAUAAAGCAAAGAAUAUCAUGCAAGUUUCUACAUUUUGUUUGAAUUAUUCGUAGAUUUCGUGAAGACGGGAAGUAGGAUUUUUAAUUUUUAAUUAGUAUGCUUAAAGUCAAAUUUUAGCCUGUUUUCUGAGAGGAUUAAGACGACUAUUUUUCUUAGACUCUUAAAGGGAAUCAGUCGCUGUACUGCGUGACUUGUGAAGAAAUAGACGUUUCUUCACUCGAUCAAAACUUACGUGCAUUAAUACGAGCAUUGCUUCACUAUGACUAUAAACGGAAAAUGCUUCUGCAAAGACGUGUUUCUUUCCAAAAAUUACGGUUCGUAUCUAAAAGCAGGCGAUCUUUUUCGGGUUUUCAACCUGGUUGGUUAUUCUGAAGAGAGAGAAGGAAAACAUGUUAUUUUCUACAUUGCGUCUAGUUAAAGUCCAGCUUAGUUUAUUAGAAGAUCUCGAAUAAAUCUACAGUAAACCUAAUUUACAAUAAUAUUAAAAGCGGUAAGUGUUGGACAUAUGGUUCUGAUGUUUAAAGCGAUUGUGUAAUGGUGUUGAAAUUAGACAAAGUGUCCACGCGUUUCAAGGUAUACCCUCAGUAUAAAUUCUCAGAUAACACUACAAAUUAUGAAUAUUGUACACAUUUUAAAAUACGCCUAUAUAUAUUUGGAAUCAAAGUCGCAAAUGUAAAUUGAGAUCACAAAAUUGAUCUUCGGACACAGACCGCGGAGAGAGCGUCUUCCAUACAGGAGCUGUUGGAUUUGGAAACCGAAAGUAAAGAGCUGAAAAGAAAAUUCCGAGCGGCAGCUCUCCCGUUUUCACUUUUCACACCUAGCGCAGAAUCGCCUUUAUUAGCGGGACCGACGGGCGAGCAAGAUGGAUCACAACAGCAAACCGAGCAUCUCUCCGAGAACAAGCAGACACUCUCCUCGCUCCUGCUGCACUCUUUUAUUUAAACCGCUUCGAGCUCAGUUCCUCCGCACGACCGGACAAUCCCGACGAUGGAGACGACAAGCCUGUGGAAAUGCCUGUUUCUCCUGCUCUGCAGCCAGACCUGCGCUCUGGGAUGCAGGUGGAUCGCGAACGGAUAUAAUAUCGUGAGCAGAGACGCCUUAUCGCUCAUCAAUAAGAUGGGCGGAGAGAUUGUGGUGGACACCGGAGAUGUUCGCUUUCCACAGCCGCUGUACAAUCGAGCCAGGAAGAUGAGCAUGGAACAUAAAAUUGCGUUCGUGAAUGAGAACUUCCGUCACCUUCUGCACCUCUACGCCGGGAAUCUGGACUCGGUGACCUGGGACAGGAGUCUUCUGAACGAGUUCACAGAAGUCCUCCACCGUCAGGCUCGCGAGAUGCGGAGCUGUGCUGGAACCAAGCAAGCGCCGAAGAAACAACAUAAGAAACUACAGGCGUACUUUAAGAAGCUGGAAAAAAGCAUUUUGAAAAAGACGAAAUACAGCGCUGAUGCUUGGGAGAUUGUCAGGCAUCACGUCAUCAGACAUUUGCAAGAACUGAACCGACUCGCCAACCUGAUGAGGAAAGAAAUGCAGAAACUGUAAACGUUUCCACGGCUUCACAUCUCCAUCAUAUGCAGAAGCGUUUUAUUACGGCUGCCGUUGUAGCCAGCCUUAUAUUUAUUUAACAGUGAAAGACCAAACA